Aspergillus alliaceus is the source of this 2536-nucleotide messenger RNA. Its product is annotated as putative pH signal transduction protein PalA. NCBI's taxonomy places the organism in Eukaryota, Fungi, Ascomycota, Eurotiomycetes, Eurotiales, Aspergillaceae. The record is from RefSeq and is a predicted model, not a curated record. Bases 40 to 2502 code for a protein of 820 amino acids. Gene Ontology annotation, cellular component: endosome. The transcript has 7 exons. Gene Ontology annotation, molecular function: protein binding.
CGAAACUCUCUCCCAUUGCGCGUUUGACCGUCGGCCAGCAUGGCUUCAAACAUACUUCAGAUCCCGUUUCGGCGCUCUCACACCGUUUUAUUGUCAGAUGCCAUCACUCAAUAUAUCUCAACCAAGUAUGACCAGCGUCCAGAUAUGUUCGCAGACGAUCUCUUGAUCAUAGACCGUCUGCGAAACGAAGCGAUUCAUGUUCAGGAGCCACAUGUGAGCGGGAUCAGCCGGCUGGUCACGUAUGCUGCACAGUUGAAAUGGCUCGGUGGAAAGUUUCCAGUUGAUAUUGGAGUCGAAUUUCCGUGGUACCCUGCGCUUGGUUUCAAUACCUCAAGGCCGAGCUCGCAGAACAAUAUCCGAUUCGAACUUGCGAAUGUCCUCUUUAAUCUGGUAGCAUUAUACUCGCAACUAGCAUUCUCAGUGAACCGGACCACACCCGACGGACUUAAACAGGCAUGCAACUACUUUUGUCACGCCGCUGGGGUUUUGGUCCAUCUCCGAACGGAUAUUCUUCCUGAUCUUCGCACCUCUCCCCCGGAGGAUAUGGAUGAUAUGACGCUACAGAGUCUAGAACAGCUUCUUCUGGCACAGGGACAGGAGUGCUUCUGGCAGAAGGCCGUCAAAGAUGGGCUGAAAGAUGCGUCCAUUGCUCGGUUGGCGGCCAAGGUCUCCGACUUCUACGCAGAAGGAGGUGACUAUGCGGUCAAAUCAAAUGCCAUCAGCCCUGAAUGGAUUCACCAUAUGACAGCCAAGCACCAUCAUUUUGCUGCCGCUGCGCAGUAUCGCCAGUCAUUGGACUGUUUGGAGAAGCGAAAGUACGGCGAAGAGGUCGCCCGUCUUCGGGACAGCGAGAUCUGUGUCAGUGAGGCCUUGAAGGAAUCGCGUUGGAUCAACCGCACAGUACUUGGAGACUUGCAAGGAUUAAAGAACCGUGUGACGGAGGAUUUGAAGCGCGCAGAGAAAGACAACGAUGUGAUCUAUCUUAAUCCUGUGCCGCCAAAAUCAGAACUGAAGAUCAUCGAUCGCGCGUGUAUGGUUGCGGCAAAGGCACCAUCCCAGGUGACUGACGCUAUCUCCAUGCUGGGAGACAAUGGGCCUUUGGGCCAACCAUUGUUUUCUAAGCUAGUUCCAUAUGCUGUCCAUAUCGCCGCCAGUAUUUACUCCGAUCGCCGGGACAGGCUUGUUAACGAGACAAUCAUCGGGGAGCUGGAGACGAUGACGGACAAACUACGGGAUUUAUUAUCAUCUUUAAAUCUUCCAGGCUCCUUGCAGGCUCUUGAGAAGCCUCUUGGACUGCCUCCCACUUUGGUUUCUCAUGCAGAAGAGAUGCGCCAGCAAGAUAGUUUGAACCGGUUGCGCAGGUCGCUUGAGGACACAUACCGGGUGAAAGCCAAUGACAAAGCUGUAUACAACGAGGGCGUUGAACUACUCGCGGCAGAAAAGGCGGAGGACAACGCUUCGCGCCGGAAAUACGGAACUGACAGAUGGGCUAGAGAGCCGUCUGACGCAGCGGCGCCGAAGCUGUACACCACUUCUCGGGAGAUUGAUGGCUACUUUUCAUCAGCUCAAAGCAGCGACAACCUGGUGGAACAGAAGCUGAGAGACUCGGAGGCGGUGUUCCGCGUCUUGACUGGUACUAAUCGAGACUUGGAGAUGUACGUGCCUAGCAGCCGAAGGGCGGCGAUCCCGCCAGAGGUUGAGCGGGAAUCAAUUCGGCUACGGGGUUGCUUGAGCGAAGUAAGUCGGCUGGAGAACCGACGGAAACGCCGAGCUCAAGCCUUGAAGGAUAAAGCUAGAUCGGAUGAUAUCAGCAAAGCUCUUCUCAAGGAAGCUGCACGCUUGGAGCGAGAGCUUCCCAUGCAAGCGAUCCAGGCGAGUCAAUUCGAAGAUCUGUUCGAGGAGCAGUUGCAUUUGUAUGAUACGGAUAUAGAUAUGGUGGCCCAGGAGCAGCACGAGCAAGACCAGAUCGCUGCGCAGGUACGGGAGGCCAAUCGGGCAUUUACCCGGGCGCACACGGGCGAUGCGUCGACGAAGGAACGGGAGAAGGCCUUACAGGAGCUGGAGAAUGGAUAUUUGAAAUACAAGGAGAUUAUCUCUAACAUCGAGGUUGGGCGGAAAUUCUACAAUGAUCUGGCUAAGAUUGUUGGCCGAUUCCGGGAUGAUUGCAAAGCAUUUGUGCAUCAGCGCAGGAUGGAGGCGAGCCAGAUAGAAGGAGAGAUAACCAGUGUUGCGGCGAUGGCCUCGCUCAACCUCUCUCAACCGCAUCUGCGCCAAUAUAGCCAGCAGCCGGUUCAACCUGUUCAAUCAGUUCAGCAACCGACUCAACCUCCAUCGCAACCGGUCCAGCACCAACCACCAAGGGCUGAACCAUUAACAGCACCCCAGCCGACGCGGGCGAAUACCAGGCCCUCCAUGGCGCCAGGCGUGUGGUCGCCCGAGAUGGGGAUCCGAUUCGGAGCGCAGGGGACAUGGGAUCCAAGCAAGGGAGUGAAGUUUUCCUAAUAUAUACUUGCACUAUCCACACUUAUAGAGUUCG